Molecule: messenger RNA, 328 nt
Organism: Staurois parvus
Lineage: Eukaryota; Metazoa; Chordata; Amphibia; Anura; Ranidae
Source: the annotation of a GenBank genome assembly
UUUUAAUUUUGCUCUAGAAUGAUGCAGAACCCCUGACCUCUGUCUGGACAGUGCUAAUUGGCCCUGUGCUCCUCACAUGCACUCUCUCAAGAAAAAAAACCCAAAAACCUCUCUAGCAAUAAACACCAAACUGAGCAUGUGCAGCGUGACUCCACACAAUAUGUCUCAUCAGGAGAAUGGGAGGAUCAGACAAGCCAGGAUCAAGUCAGGAUCAAACUGUGGUUUUACAAAAUGCAGAGGAUUAACCCCUUAGGUUUCACAGUGAGAACAACAAGCAUGCUUUUUUGCUUAUACAGACUGAUUUUACUAUUGUGGGUUUAGUAACACU